CAUAAGAUUUUACAUGAUUAAACCAAAUGGAAAAAUGAGACAUGGAUCAACCAAAAGCAUGUCUCUAUAUAAUUUGAAUCAACCCCAUUCGAACUAAAAAGUUUAAUAAUUCGAAUCAACCCUGUUCGAAUUAGUGAAGGAGUUUGCAGUAUUAGUAGUUCGAAUCACACUGAUUCAAACCAUGCAUGGGGAAUUCGAAUCUAGCUAAUUCGAACUAUGUGUAUGUAAUUCGAAAAUGGCUGUUUCGAAUUAAGAAGUCCCUGAUGUGUAUAAAUAUGGUGUGAACGUGAAUUGAGUUCAUUUGAGUAAAACCAAAUGGCUAGUGAGGAGAGCUUUGUAGUAUUAGUGCAUUACAGAGGGUUGAUUAAGAGAAAGACACGCUCUGAUGUGAAGUUUACUGAUAAAGAUCCUCUGAGUAUUUUUAUGAGACUAACGAUGAGAUUCGAUGACUUCUUGAAUUCUAUAAUACAGAAACUUGGGCUGCAAGGCGUGAAACGGGUUCAGAAACUAUUCUAUCGCAUUCCGAUCUUAGUGCUUAGAGAUGAUGUGAAGUACGACUCUUUCGUUAUAGGGAGUGACGAGGAUUUGCAGGUCCUGUUCCAUUGUCGUCACCAGUUUCCCGAGGUCAGGACACCUGAGAUGUUGACAAAGUUGGUUGAUGUGGUAUCUAGUUCGGUAGGUUCAAACCGGAAUACCCAAACUCUAGGCACCGUAGCCGGUUCUAGCUCGAGACCCGAUGGUGCAUGUUCGUCCGUGCCGGUGAAUGCACCUAGGGACGAGCCUGUCGCGUCCUCAUCGUUCACCGUUGAUCUCAACUGCAGUGGCGACAGAGAGGUUGGUAUCGUGGAGAGGGUGUCGAUUUCUUUGCAGUGUGGGACACCGACUGGGAUCGGUGAUGCAUUGCUGGAUGAUAAUGGCGAUGAUGAUGUGGAGCCUGACUUCAUUGCUGAUGACAGUGGCAAUGACAUUGCAGCGAGUAACCACUUACACAAGAUGGUAUAAGCCGGCCAUCUGCAAGUACGGAACGUACCUCUCGUCCAGACGCAUACCCUGCUGCCGUCGCAUGCUCGAGAUACAUCAUUGGGGCUGCAAAAAUAAUGUAUCAGAAAAUAAAAACCACUUAAAUCAUUCACUAACAAAAGAUCAUUCACUAACAAAACCACUAACAAAACCACCAACAAAACCACUAACAAUACCACUAACAAAACAACUAACAAAACCACUUACAAAACCACUAACAU
Molecule: messenger RNA, 1241 nt
Organism: Arachis ipaensis
Lineage: Eukaryota; Viridiplantae; Streptophyta; Magnoliopsida; Fabales; Fabaceae
Source: RefSeq, a predicted model, not a curated record